Zophobas morio is the source of this 1174-nucleotide messenger RNA. It is a transcript of the gene RabX6, whose product is annotated as ras-related protein Rab-30. The record is from RefSeq and is a predicted model, not a curated record. Gene Ontology annotation, molecular function: GTPase activity; GTP binding. Gene Ontology annotation, biological process: vesicle-mediated transport. Bases 199 to 822 code for a protein of 207 amino acids. The transcript is spliced from 3 exons. Lineage: Eukaryota; Metazoa; Arthropoda; Insecta; Coleoptera; Tenebrionidae. Gene Ontology annotation, cellular component: Golgi cisterna; trans-Golgi network.
ACAAUUGCGAAAUUGUGAUUAUGUGUAUAAUUGGAAAUAAGUGGAACUGGAAUCUCAUGGUAUGGUAUGGUUAUUAAGCGCUGAAUGUUAAUUUAGUUCAACGACGUUUCGAAGUAAUGGUGCAUUGAAGCGGAACCGCUUCGCACCAAUGCCACUUGUCAUACAGGUGAUUGUCACUGUUGUGUUUUGUUAACGAAAAUGGCAACAAUAAAAAUACCUGAGCAAAAAGUGAUACUCUGCGGCGAAUAUGGGGUUGGAAAAAGCUCGAUUUUUCGACGGUUUACGAAUAAUACGUUCGUCACGGCGACUGAUAGAAAGUCGACUUUAGGGCUGGACCACUACUCAAAGACGUACCAUGUGGGGGACCGGGAUUUAAAGCUGCAACUGUGGGACACCGGAGGGAUGGAAAGAGUGGCCUCCAUCACCUCCAGUUACUACAAGUUCGCCGAAGCUGCCGUCUUGGUUUUCGCCCUUGACAACCCCGCUUCGUUUCACAUUCUCUCUCAGCACCUCCUCGACAUCGUAACGUACGCCGAAAACGCGAAAAUCUUUCUAUGUGGGAACAAAUCCGAUUUGCUCAGUGAUGUACCCCAAAUCACAGACACAGAAAUUGAGGCUUUUUGUGAGCAAUGCCACAACCUCAUCACCGGGACCUACAAAACGUCGUGUAAGACUGGCGAGGGCGUCGAGGAGAUGUUCAACGAUAUUGCGUCACAACUGGUGCAAUCAAACCGAUCAAGACUGGAGUUGCAAUCAAUGGAACAGCACGGGUUCAAGAUCACCCCCAGCGAGGAAACCGCGGAGGAUUCCUGUUUGUGUUAGCUCGAUUUUAGUGUAGGUUUUUGUAACGUGAUGACGACGUCCCAUAACUGUGAUUAUAUUUUACAAAAUCAUGACGCUCUGCACUAGGGGUUAAUUUUUUUAAGCUUUGAUGCACCGUUGUAGUUAUGUAUUGUAGUGCCAAAGAAGUCUGACGUUUCGAAUAAUUUGUGAAAAUAAAAAAUGCAACGAAGGUUGCGUUUUAAUUAGUUGGGUUGAGACAACCGGGAGUUGGAGUAGUAAAUGCGUUAGCGAUUUCAGUUACUGUGUUGGAAAAUUACGUAAUAAGUUAGCUGAAAACAGUUGUUGAUAGUGAUUUUCACAAUAAAUUCAUUUUUCUCAGUUAUUUUAAAAA